AUGCUAAAAACUCAGGACACGGUUCCUCAACUCCUGGCGCACAGACAAGAGAACCUGAAGAAACAGUGCCAAGAGUUCAAGUGGAGUGUAUAUGCUCCGGGAUUACCUCACACUGUGCUCGCUACAUCUCCACAUGAGUUGCCAGCUGAGGUCAGAUUCUCUUUCACCAGAGAAAAAGAAUUCCAGUUCACCUCGGGUGCAGCUUUCACGAAGCUGAAACUGGAAAACCCUUUAAACGGCACCUGGAGCAGCUUUGAAGAGAUCAAUGAGAUUCUCUCCGAGAAGCCGAGGAUUUACGAAUAUGUGGAAAACAACUGGAUGACGGAUGAAUUCUUUGCAUACCAGUUUCUAAAUGGUCUGAAUCCCAUGAUCAUCAAGUGCUGCUCAAAACUGCCAGAGAAAUUCCCGGUCACCAAUGAAAUGGUUAAAAGUUUUUUACCAGGCACGAGCACGUUGGAAUCAGAAAUGAAGAAGGGAAAUAUCUUCAUCUGUGACUACGAAAGACUGAGAGACCUUGAGGGAAAUGAGAUCAGCAAUCAAAAGCAGUAUCUGGCUGCUCCGCUCUGUCUGCUUUUCAGCACUCAGGGCAAACUGAUGCCAAUUGCCAUCCAGUUGAACCAGCAGCCUGGACCAGGGAAUCCCAUCUUUCUGCCCUCCGACUCUGAGAGUGAUUGGUUGUUGGCGAAGAUCUUUGUGAGAAAUGCAGAGUUUAAUGAACAUGAGCUGAACUUCCAUCUGCUGCGCACUCACCUGAUGGGGGAGGUCUUCACUGUGGCCAUGAUGCGCAACUUGCCUUCAUGUCAUCCCCUGUUUAAGCUCCUGAUACCUCACACUCGCUAUAAUCUCCAGAUCAACAUCUUGGCCAGGAGUCUGCUGAUCUCAGAGGAUGGGGCUUUCCCUAAGUUCACUGCCAUUGGGAAUGAGUCUAUGACCACUUUCCUGAAAAGAGCAGCCUCUUCUCUGACGUACAGCUCCCUCUGCAUUCCGGAUAAUAUCAAGGAGAGGGGGUUGGAGACGAUUCCCAAUUACUUCUACAGAGAUGAUGGUCUGGAGCUGUGGGACAUCAUUUACAAGUUUGUGUCUGGAUUUGUGUCGCAUUACUACAGAGAUCAAGACGUCAAGGACGACAACGAGCUGCACUCAUGGCUCACUGAGAUAAGAGAAAACGGCUUCCUGGAACGCAGUGAAGCUGGAUUUCCCAAGUCUUUCGGCACCGUCAAAGAGCUGGUGAAGUUCAUCACCAUGGUGAUCUUUACUGUGUCUGCUCAACAUGCUGCGGUCAACAGCGGCCAGUUUGAAUUCGGGGGAUUUAUGCCCAACUUUCCAAGCUCUCUCCGAUGUCCACCACCCAAGCAAAAAGGAGAAACCACCAUGGACUCUGUUCUUGAGGCCUUACCUGACAUCAGCACCACGAUUAACACCAUUGCUGUUGUGUACUUGCUGAGCCAGGAGUCUGCUGAUCGGUAUCCGCUUGGACAUUACCCCGAGGAGCUGUUCAGUGAGGAGGUGCCGCUGAAACUGAUAGCACAGUUCAAAAGUGCUCUGCAAGAUCUUGAGAUGAAAAUCGAUAACAGGAACAAGAAGCUUGCUCUGCCGUACACAUACCUGAAUCCACGAAAUGUGGAUAACAGUGUUGCCAUUUAGAAUGAGGGUCUUUGAUUUGACCAUGUGUUUCUCUGUAGGCCUUAAACACACCUGUCUGUUUAUUGUGCAGUGCCUUAAUACUGUCAGUCCACUUAACAUGAGAAAAGCAGGCCAUGAAAAGCUAUAAAUUAUUUAAACUAUGAAA
Molecule: messenger RNA, 1789 nt
Organism: Pygocentrus nattereri (red-bellied piranha)
Lineage: Eukaryota; Metazoa; Chordata; Actinopteri; Characiformes; Serrasalmidae
Product: hydroperoxide isomerase ALOXE3-like
Exons: 12
Coding region: 1-1644 (547 amino acids)
Biological process (GO): lipid oxidation; linoleic acid metabolic process
Molecular function (GO): oxidoreductase activity, acting on single donors with incorporation of molecular oxygen, incorporation of two atoms of oxygen; iron ion binding
Source: RefSeq, a predicted model, not a curated record